AUGUCUAGCAAUAACUGCACUGCUGUGACUGAAUUCACUAUUUUGGGCUUAACAGAGGAUUCAACCUUUUGUGUCAUUCUUUUUGUAAUAUUUUUCAGUGUCUAUACUGUCACCUUAGUCAGUAAUCUUAGCAUAAUCAUAUUGAUCAGAAAUAGCUCCCAACUUCACACUCCAAUGUACCUUUUCCUCAGCCAUUUGGCUUUUAUAGACACUGCCUAUUCCUCUUCUGUCACACCUGUUAUGCUCAAGAACUUCCUUGUGGACAAAAUCACAAUCCCUUUUCAAGGGUGUGUGGCCCAAAUGUGUUGCGGAGCCACCUUUGGGACAGCUGAGUGCUUCCUGCUGGCUGUGAUGGCCUAUGAUCGGUAUGUGGCCAUUUGUAGCCCUCUUCUCUACUCCACAACCAUGUCUACUAGGGUUUGCCUUCUUUUACUCAUCACAUCUUAUCUGGGAAGUUGUGUAAAUUCUUCAGUCGCUGUUGGUUGCUUAUUGAUUCGGUCCUUCUGUGGACCCAAUAAGAUCAAUCAUUUUUUCUGUGACUAUUCCCCAUUUCUGAAGCUUUCCUACACCCAAAGUAAUUUCACUGAAAUUCUUCCUGCUGCUUCUUCUGGAUUAGUUGUUGUGAUCACAGUGUCAAUUAUUGUAAUCUCUUAUGUCUAUGUCCUCUUUUCUGUCCUGAAGAUAAGCUCCAGUGAAGGGCGAUCCAAAGCUUUCUCAACUUGCACCUCCCACCUCACAGCAGUCACUCUGUUCUAUGGAACCGCCACAUUCAUUUAUAUAAUGCCUAACUCCAGCUACACAACUGACGAGAACAAAGUAGUUUCUAUUUUCUACAUUGUAAUCAUCCCUAUGUUGAACCCCCUGAUCUAUAGUCUCAGGAACAAUGAAAUAAAAGGGGCCCUGAAAAAACUAAUGAGUAGGAAACUUAUUUUUUCAUGA
Molecule: messenger RNA, 939 nt
Organism: Antechinus flavipes (yellow-footed antechinus)
Lineage: Eukaryota; Metazoa; Chordata; Mammalia; Dasyuromorphia; Dasyuridae
Product: olfactory receptor 5P3-like
Exons: 1
Coding region: 1-939 (312 amino acids)
Biological process (GO): G protein-coupled receptor signaling pathway; sensory perception of smell
Cellular component (GO): membrane
Molecular function (GO): olfactory receptor activity; G protein-coupled receptor activity; odorant binding
Source: RefSeq, a predicted model, not a curated record